AUGGGACCGGCCAACAAAUCUCAAACCCUUUCCCACACUUUCUUGCUGCUGGGCAUCCCCGGACUGGAGCACCUGCACGUCUGGAUCGGGAUUCCCUUCUGUUCCAUGUAUGUGGUGGCCGUGGUGGGGAAUGUGACUAUCCUGGCCGUCGUGAGAGCAGAGCGCAGCCUCCACGAGCCGAUGUUCCUCUUCUUGUGCAUGUUGUCUGUCACCGACCUGGUGCUCUCCACGUCCACACUGCCCCGCAUGCUCUGUCUCUUCUGGUUUGGAGCCCAGGACAUCGUGUUUGACGCCUGCCUCGCCCAGAUGUUCUUCAUCCACAGCUUCACUGCCAUGGAAUCGGGCUUCUUCUUGGCCAUGGCCGUUGAUCGGUACGUGGCCAUCUGUCAUCCCCUGCGCCACACGACCAUUCUCACUCAUGCUCGCAUUGCUCAAAUGGGAGCUUCGGUGGUGCUCCGGGGAGUGGCCUUCUUCUCCCCGCAUCCCAUCUUGCUCAAGAGGCUGCCCUACUGCAGAACCCGUAUCAUCGCCCACACCUACUGUGAGUUCAUGGCCGUGAUAAAGCUGGCGUGCGUGGACACAGGGGCCACCAAGCGCUACAGUCUCAGUGUGGCCUCCGUCAUUGGUUCCUGCGAUGGAUUUUUCAUUGCUAUCUCGUAUGUCCUAAUCCUCCGUGCAGUCUUUCGUCUCCCAUCGAGGGAAGCCAGCCUGAAAGCUCUGGGCACAUGUGGCUCCCAUGUCUGUGUCAUUCUUGUUUUCUACUCCACCGCUGUCUUUACCUUUCUAACUCAUCGAUUUGGCCACAAUGUCGCCCCCCAGAUCCAUAUAUUCAUUGCCAAUAUGUACCUCCUGGUACCACCAUUUCUUAAUCCCAUUGUUUAUGGAAUUAGGACCAAGAAAAUUCGAGAACGUGUCCUUAGCUCGUUGAGGAUGAAGGCUGUAUGA
Messenger RNA from Sorex araneus (European shrew), 945 nucleotides. Its product is annotated as olfactory receptor 52M1-like. Bases 1 to 945 code for a protein of 314 amino acids. The record is from RefSeq and is a predicted model, not a curated record. NCBI's taxonomy places the organism in Eukaryota, Metazoa, Chordata, Mammalia, Eulipotyphla, Soricidae. Gene Ontology annotation, biological process: G protein-coupled receptor signaling pathway. Gene Ontology annotation, cellular component: membrane. The transcript has a single exon. Gene Ontology annotation, molecular function: olfactory receptor activity; G protein-coupled receptor activity.